AUGAUUUACACGAAAUCUCAGUCCGACUACGUCGAUUUCGACGCAAACUUCCAACCGCUUCCCAAGCUUGGCCACCUCUCACGGAAGCAUCCUGCCUACGAGGCUGCUGAAGAAGCCAUCGGCGCCGGCUUUUCACAACUCUAUUGCCUGCCAGACUUCGAAAGUUUUCGAAAUGCUGCUGGCGAUGUAGAUGCAACCAUUCCCCCCGGUGGACCCGAUCGGUAUCGAGACGUGACCACCCAGUUGAUGCACUUCGCAACUCGGGACGGGCACAUAGCGGAGCUCAAAGUUUACAAGUCGCCCAAUGUCGAGCCAAAUGCAGUUCUGAUGUAUCGCAUGCAUGGAGGUGCCUGGUGCGUGGGACGCCACGAAGUUGAUGGUGCUGAAAACGUUUACGCUGCUACGAACAAAAACAUAGUCGUCGUCAGCGUCGACUACCGAUUAGCACCUGAGAAUCCAUUCCCUCGUCCGCUUCACGACAGCUAUGAUGGUCUUUUAUGGUGUAAACAAAACGCAAAUCUCCUAGGAGUCAACCCUGAGAGAAUUAUCCUCAGCGGUAGCAGCGCAGGAGCCAACCUUGCUGCUGCCCUGGCUAUCGAGUGCAGAGACAACGGCGUCACCGGCGUGAUUGCUCAAGUCCUCCACUUCCCAGCGACCUGCCACCCUAAAUUCUUUCCGAAGCAUGAAUACGAAUUUGGCAGUUACAUUCAGAAUUAUGAAAAUCCGGUCCUCAAUACUCUGAGAUAUGAAGCAUGCCUCGAUAUAUACGUCCCACACGCCGUUCCCGAUCAUCGUCACUCGCCGCUGCUAGCAAAGUCAUUAAAGGGCUUACCACCAACUCUGAUACAAUGCGCAGGAGCCGACAUCCUGCGGGAUGAAGCCUUUGCCUAUGCAGAAGCUCUGCAGGCCUCGGGGGUGGAUGUCGAAAUCUAUAGUUACGAAGGCCUGCCGCACUGCUUUCCUGUGAUAUUGGACACGAUUUCUGAGACUUCUUACUUCUACGCAAGGUACCAAAAGUUUCUGGAGCAUUAUUCAAUAACUUCUAGUCUAGACCCAUAG
Molecule: messenger RNA, 1059 nt
Organism: Diaporthe amygdali
Lineage: Eukaryota; Fungi; Ascomycota; Sordariomycetes; Diaporthales; Diaporthaceae
Product: lipase esterase
Exons: 7
Coding region: 1-1059 (352 amino acids)
Molecular function (GO): hydrolase activity
Source: RefSeq, a predicted model, not a curated record